GCGAGCGAACACCAGCAUAACAAGACCUGACUGACUUUACUCCACUUAUAACCGUAUUUAGCAUUUUAUUCCAAUUUUAGGCGUUUUUUCCCCACCCUUCCCUGCUUUGGACCAGAUCGGGGCUUUUUGCAAGGACAGAAGAUGGUUCCAGUUAAGCUCCUCAUACUUGGAGCUGCCAACACAGGAAAAACAGCCUUGUGCGUCCGCUUCAUGACCAAGCGCUUCAUUGGCGAGUACGACCACAAAAAAGAGAUGACCUACAGGUGCAGCAGGCUUGUGGACCAGGAGGCUGUUGACUUGGAGAUCUUGGACACAGCUCGUAAGGAGAGCUGCUCGUCUUCACUUGAAGCCUCCAUCCGCUGGGCUGAUGGUUUCCUGCUGCUCUACUCCAUCACGCACCGCCACAGCUUCCUGGAGGUCCAGCGUCUCAAGAGACUCAUUGAUCAAACCAAACAGAGUCUUGUUGUCCCUGCAGUUCUUGUAGCCAAUAAAGCAGACUUGGAAAUUGGCAGGGAAGUGACAACAGAAGAAGGACAGAGACUAGCCAAUGAUUUAAGGUGUGGUUUCAAGGAGCUGUCGGUGGCCGACGCUGUGUUAUCUGUGGAAGCAGCCGUGUUUCAGCUCAUCAGGCGGGUGUUGGACCACCAGCGGUCUCUGCCUGACCGCCGUUCCUACAUGCUGACCAUGCGUCACGCUCUAACCAAGAAGCUGACCCGCUCUAAAACCAUGCAGUGGUGACCUCAACUGUAUUAAACCAUCAGACCUUCAUAUUGUUUUCAUAGGACAUUAUGAACUGAAGAUUGCUGCAUGAGGACUCAUUGUAAGAAGAUCCAGGUUUGAGUCAUAUUGUGCUCGUGUACUGUUGCUUCGGACCAGCUCUUCCUCCCAGGGAAUCUUUAUUACUGGUCAAUCCCAAGUUCUUUUGAUGACAUAUAUGUUGAGUAAGAAGGACCAUCGAGACAGAAUUGUAAAGACUUUGUGGCAUAGCGAUGCCGGGUUCGUUCUUCCAAGGAAUGGGUCGGCAUAAAACACAGUAAGAUAAAAGAUUUAUUUAAUAAAAGGAGCUAGGAACAAAAAUACUGGGGCUAAGCAGAAAAGGCAAACAAAGGGAGCUAGCGUGGGAGUCUAGGGAAAACGAACAGAAACAACUAAAACUUGGCACAAAGGCACACAAAGGGGAAAACAAAACCAUUAGCAUGAGAGCUAGAAAAGAACAAAGGCGUAGCGUGUAAGCUAGCGAGAAUAAACAUACCAGGCGAGGCUUCAACUGUCGCAUGUGAGCAAAUUAGAGUCCGACAAUGAGUGAACAGAAAAGGCGGGCUUAUAAAGGAUGGUGAUUAGUAGAACAGGUGUGCGUCUUGAAACCACGGCAGGUGAAAAUAAUACGUAGCUAUGGAAACGGACUAAAAACAGGAACUAAGGAGUCAAACUACCAAAAUGUGAUACAGAAAAGAAUCAAAACUCUAACAUAGAACGAUCUGAGCAGUGGAUCGCAAAAAGAAUUGGAAUAUUUUCAAGUUUUACUAAAUAUUUAGGAGGUCAACUUAACCAAUACAUUCAUAUCGGCUACUCUACUUGAUCUGGCAUUCCAAGGGAAAAACACACUCUUUUCACACAAAAGAAAGCCCUCCUCCCCCUCCUCUCAAAAUCAUAAGGUGAGAAAGACGUGGGGGUUGUCUUCACAUUCUGAUGGUUUACGAUACUGACCUUAGAUUGAUUGAUUGAUUGAUUGAUUGAAACUUUUAUUAGUAGACUGCACAGUUCAGUACAUAUUCCGUACAAUUGACCACUAAAUGGUAACACCCAAAUACGUUUUUCAACUUUUUUAAAGGCCUACUGAAACCCACUACUACGGACCAAUACGGCCUUUUUAGUUUACUAAAUUGCAAUUUUAAAGUUCCCGCGAAGUAUCCUGUUGAAAACGUCGCGGUAUGAUGACGCGUGCGUUUCAUGUCUCGGGUUGUAGCGGACAUUAUUUUCCAGCCCGAUACAAGCUAUAAGUAGUCUGCCUUAAUCGUAUAAUUACACAGUAUUCUGGACAUCUGUGUUGCUGAAUCUUUUGCAAAUUGUUCAAUUAAUAAUGGAGAAGUCAAAGUAGAAAGAUGGAGGUGGGAGGCUUUUAGCCUUUAGCCACACAAACACAGACGGUGUUUCCUUGUUUAAAAUUCCCAAAGGUGAAGCUUUACUAUGGAUCAGAACGGUCAAGCGAACAUGGAUCCCGACUACAUGUCAACCGGCAGUUUUCGGUGAGAAAAUUGUGGUAAUAAGUCGGCUCUUACCGGAGACAUCAGCAGAGAUUCCGUCCUGAUGCAGCUGCGUGACUUCCCUCCGAGACUCUGGCGGUCAACACACUCGUGGCCACACCCCUUCGACUUUCAGGUACUAUUUAAUCUCAAUAAAACACUAGCAACACAAUAGGCAGAAAAGGUAUUUUCCAGAAUUAUCCUAGUAAAUGUGUCUAAUAACAUCUGAAUCACUCCCACUGCAAUCGCCUUUUUUUUUUCCUAGUCCUUCACACUAAAUUUCCUCAUCCACGAAUCUUUCAUCCUCGCUCACAUUAAUGGGGAAAUUGUCGCUUUUUCGGUCCGAAUAGCUCUAGCUGCUGCUGGCUAUGAAUAUAAACAGUGUGAGGAUGUGAGGAGCCCUACAACCCGUGACAUCACGCGCACAUUGUCUGCUACUUCCGGUAAAGGCAAGGCUUUUUUAUUAGCGACCAAAAAUUGCGAACUUUAUCGUUGAUGUUCUCUACUAAAUACUUUCAGCAAAAAUAUGGCAAUAUCGCGAAAUGAUCAAGUAUGACACAUAGAAUGGACCUGCUAUCCCCGUUUAAUAAGAAAAUCUCAUUUCAGUAGGCCUUUAAGUCGGGGUCCACGUUAAUCAAGUCAUGGUAAAAUGGGAUCUGAAGACAAAGAGAGACUGGUAGAAUACAGAAAGGAAAAGUACUAGCCACUCUGAACAUGGCUAUGUAAAAAGAAGGAACUCUUAAACAUAUCAGCAUCCUUCCACAGUACCCAUAACCUGAAGCCUUCUGGGAUAGGCUCCAGCUCACCCACAACCAUAUAAGGCAGGGGUCUCAGACACGCGGCCCGCCAGACGUUAUUUUGCGACUCCCACCUUAAUAUGAAAGUUUAAUGUUAGUAUGGCCCGCAAGUUUGUGUUAUUUGGGUCCAAAAUGGCUCAACGUUCUGGGUUGCCUACCCCUGCGAUAGUGGAAAAGCGGCAAAUGAGUGAAAACGACAGAGACGUUGCCAUGGGGGUUUUCUUACGUGCCUGGCUGCAGUCACACAGCGACACCUGUCCGUCAGUAAUAACAGUCCCCAAUAACCUGGACCAAUUCAAAAUGUUAUUUGUUUUAUUCAUUGUUUAAUUUGCAUUGCCUGACACAAUGAACACUACAUAUAUUUCUAUAUGAUGCAGGAUAACACUCCGGGAGCCGUCACUUUUUUGCGCUCGCUAUCCAGUGUUGCUGCAGGGAGGAAAAGCGGAACGACACACAGAAAUAAUAUUAUUCUCCGUGCGUCGGCUAAAUACAAAUAUAUUCCACAACCCCAAACAUGUCUUUUUGAAAGCGUGCAGUGAAGAGAAAGGUUAGUGAUGAGCAAAGACAAUUCCAGGAAAAAUGGGAGAUGCAAUAUUUCUUUGUUGAGCACAGGAGCACCCCGACGUGUCUUAUUUGCACAGAGAAAGUUGCGGUGCACAAGGAAUACAAUUUGAAACGUCAUUAUACAACUAGACAUGCUGAGGAGUAUGCAACAUUGUUUUAAGAAAUCUUUGAUAGCGGCCCAGCCUCACCCAGACUCUGCAUCCAGUGUCCCCCCAGGUAAAUUUAGUUUAAUAACCCCGGCUUCACGGUGGCAGAGGGGUUAGUGCGUCUGCCUCACAAUACGAAGUUCCUGCAGUCCUGGGUUCAAAUCCAGGCUCGGUAUCUUUCUGUGUGGAGUUUGCAUGUUCUCCCCGUGAAUGCGUGGGUUCCCUCCGGGUACUCUGGCUUCCUCCCACUUCCAAAGACAUGCACCUGGGGAUAGGUUGAUUGGCAACACUAAAUUGGCCCUAGUGUGUGAAUGUGAGUGUGAAUGUUGUCUGUCUAUCUGUGUUGGCCCUGCGAUGAGGUGGCGACUUGUCCAGGGUGUACCCAGCCUUCCGCCCGACUGUAGCUGAGAUAGGUGCCAGCGCCCCCCGCGACCCCAAAAGGGAAUAAGCGGUAGAAAAUGGAUGGAAAUGGAACCCCUGAUAUAAGGUAUCUAGCCAAAUCUGGACAAUACCAAUACCGAGGGUAGAAUAAAAAUAUUUGUGCUGUUGAUAUUACUUUGUCAAUAUUGUUCCACAGUGGUACCUCACCUUCAAUGGGAACUGCACUUUUUUUGGGGAAUAAAACCCAUUGUUCACAAGCAAUAUAAAAGACAUGAUGACAGGAGUAUGUUUUUGAUGCAUUCUACCUAGUAAACAAAAGUCAAUGGUAAGUCCUCUCUUCCACCUAUAAAACACAAUUACAAAAACAUCCAAAAAUCGCCAAAAAUACGCCAUUUACAUUUAGCGACUUGUAUAUUCACCAAGUAUUAGUGAUAUUGUUAUUGUUAUUGUUAACUCACAUCCCAAACGUAAUUUUUUUUAAGGACUGCAGAUGGAAGUCAUGUCUUGUGAUAAUGUUCUGUUUAGUUAUGUUCUGUAUGUUUUUGACUCCGUUAUUUCCUGUUUUUGCGCACCCUGGUUUGUUUUAGUUUCCAUGACAACCAUUAGUUCCACCUGCCUCAUUUGUUUGAACUCACGCACCUCUUGUUAAUCAUGUCACUAUUAUUUAAGCCUGUAGUUGCCAGGUAGUCGACCUGGCAACAUCACCCUUGUUACCAGGGGCGCCGAAAAGGGGGGGGAAAAUGAUACGGAUUCUAGGCGCCCAUGAUGGAGGGGGGCCCAGAGAGGCCCCUAAUGAUGAUGAAAUUAUAUGAAAUUAUGUGUUGGGGGCCCUGUAAAGAUUAUUUUCAUGGGACCCAAAAUCCCUAGCGGCGCCCCUACUUGUUACACCUGAUACCCGAAUGAUUACACGAUCCAUGCCAUAGUGCUCGUGCCAUUGCUCAGUUGUUUUGGACUUUUUCACGUCACAGUUAGUGUUUUCGUUUUUAUGUCCAUAGUUCUGCCUUUGUGCUAGUUUUUGUUUUCUUAACCAAGUUUGUUCUCCGCCUUGUGCGCGCCUUUUGUUUGUUCCUUUUAUAGUAUAAUUCAAUCAUGUAUUCGGGGGCGGUACCUCUGGCUUGGCAGACCAGGGUGGUGGUCCCUCUCUUUAAGAAGGGGGACCGGAGGGUGUGUUCCAAAUAUCAUAGGAUCACACUCCUCAGCCUUCCCGGUAAGGUUUAUUCAGGUGUACUGGAGAGAAGGCUACGCCGGAUAGUCGAACCUCGGAUUCAGGAGGAACAGUGUGGUUUUCGUCCUGGUCGUGGAACUGUGGACCAGCUCUAUACUCUCUUCAGGGUC
Molecule: messenger RNA, 5466 nt
Organism: Nerophis ophidion (straightnose pipefish)
Lineage: Eukaryota; Metazoa; Chordata; Actinopteri; Syngnathiformes; Syngnathidae
Exons: 7
Coding region: 142-738 (198 amino acids)
Molecular function (GO): GTPase activity; GTP binding
Source: RefSeq, a predicted model, not a curated record